Molecule: messenger RNA, 333 nt
Organism: Cooperia oncophora
Lineage: Eukaryota; Metazoa; Nematoda; Chromadorea; Rhabditida; Trichostrongylidae
Source: the annotation of a GenBank genome assembly
AUGCGUGACACAAGAGAGAAACUACUGAAGAAGUACCGUAAUCCUAUGUUGCUUCUUCAUCCGUUGGGCGGAUGGACGAAAAACGAUGAUGUUCCGUUAUCAGUUCGAAUGCGUCAGCAUGAGGCAGUGUCCUGGAUCCCUCAUGGACCGUACUGUCCAUCUUUCCCAUCACCGAUGCUGUAUGCAGGACCUACAGAAGUGCAAUGGCACGCAAGAGCUCGAAUUGCUGCCGGUGUGCACACGUACAUUGUCGGAAGGGAUCCAGCAGGUAUUCAGCAUCCGGACACUGGUGAUUACCUCUACGAGCCAACGCAUGGCGCCAAGGUGCGGUGA